Xenopus laevis (African clawed frog) is the source of this 5975-nucleotide messenger RNA. It is a transcript of the gene shf.L, whose product is annotated as Src homology 2 domain containing F L homeolog. The coding region runs from base 192 to 1817 and encodes 541 amino acids. Gene Ontology annotation, molecular function: phosphotyrosine residue binding. Gene Ontology annotation, biological process: signal transduction. The record is from RefSeq and is a predicted model, not a curated record. The transcript has 7 exons. Lineage: Eukaryota; Metazoa; Chordata; Amphibia; Anura; Pipidae.
CGUUUUUACCUUUCAGGAAACUUAUUUGCCUUUGGGGGUUUGUGCAGUGAGCGCUUUCCCACACUAGAUGGCGCCCGGCGUUCCGAAGCGCUGAGCUUUGUGUGUUGGUGUAUGUGGUGCCCCGAGCAGUCACACAGAUGCUAUCAGCGGCUCGGCACGCUUCCCUCACUCCUCUGUGACCCGCGACUCUCAUGCUCCUGAGCGGACACUCGUCGGCUUCAGCCAGCGCCAGCCAGCAGCCCCCGGCAGAGCCCAUCCGCAGCAGUAACAGAGGGAGCCCCCCAGCAGCGGCCAGCACGGGACAGCAAUGCGCGGGGAGUAUGGCCAAAUGGAUCAAGGAACACCUGGGCUUCAAGAGCUCCAAGCCGCCGCCUCCUGCCCCUCCUAAACCGGAUUAUAGACAGUGGCAGGCUGGGGGCGCCUCCACGCACCAUCACGUGCACUCUGCUCUCCCACACUUUCCCCUCACUCCUGCGGGACAGCCCGACAUCCUGGCCGCGUACAAACUGCAGAAAGAGAGGGAUUUUGAGGAUCCGUAUACCAAUUGUGCGGCCACCGGAUCCUCUGGGCAACUGAACUCGUCCUCCUCUGUGCCCCCCUGUGCCCCAACUCCCUCCAGUGCCCAGUCCCCUUCCUCGCCCUCAAAUUCUCCUGAUGUCAAAUACGUGUCCCCCAAGCACCGGCUCAUCAAGGUAGACACUGGGGAAAAGGGCAGUUGCAGUCCUACUAGUGGCAACACAUGUGGCAGCUCCAGCAGCCCCGGCCAACCCUUUACUUCUCCCAGCGCGUCAUCCACAGCCCCCCAGCUGGAGGACAGCAAGCAGGACAAAGUCGCUAUUGUUGAAGACUAUGCAGACCCAUUUGAUGCUAAGCAGGUGCCAGGCAGCCAGAAUGCAACUGAGAAAGUAACUGAGAAUGAUGGAUAUAUGGAACCUUAUGAAGCACAGAAGAUGAUGGCAGAGAUUCGAAGAAGGGGAUCAAAAGAUUUACCAUGUACUCCGCUACACUUGUAUGACACCCCGUAUGAGCCAUCUGAAAAUGGAUUAGAUUCUGAAGGUGAAAAAACCACAUCUCAACGACCACGGGAAUCUAGGCUGCCACAAGAUGAUGAGAGACCUCCAGAGGAAUAUGAUCAACCUUGGGAAUGGAAAAAAGAACGAAUCUCCAAAGCAUUUGCUGUGGAGAUUAAAGUAAUCAAAGAUCUUCCUUGGCCUCCACCAGUGGGACAGCUGAACAGCCGCACAGCCAACCCUGAAAAUGAUUUGAGCGCUUCAUACUCUCAGCAGACUCCAACCUCUCCACAUUUUCAGUGCCAGGCCAGCCUUGAAGACUCCAAUGCCCAGUUUGAUAGUGCUGAUAAAACAGGCAUAUCACCAACCAAAGAGGACAAACUCAGACACACGCACAGACAUUCAGCUGGAAACUUGAAGGCAAUCAAGCAUCCGAGUGUAGAACACAGCAUCUCAGUGGGAGAAAGAAUAGAUCCUUCCCUACCUUUAGAGAGUCAAUUCUGGUACCAUGGUGCAAUCAGUCGUGCUGACGCCGAGAGCCUCCUGAGGCUGUGUAAAGAAGCAAGCUACCUGGUGCGAAACAGCGAGACCAACAAGAUUGACUUUUCCUUAUCUCUGAAGAGCAGUCAAGGAUUCAUGCACAUGAAGCUCUCCCGUACCAAAGAAAAUAAAUAUGUCCUUGGUCAGAACAGCCCACCCUUCAACAGUAUACCUGAAAUUAUCCAUCACUACGCCAGCCAGAAAUUGCCAAUAAAAGGAGCAGAACAUAUGUCCCUGCUGUACCCAGUCGCGGUGCGGACGCUGUAGCAAACUGCUCAAGGCGCCUCUUAAAAUCAGUUUAUGGACGGUCAAAUCCUACUCUCAAUCAUCAUGUUGGGAUGCUGUUGGCAAAGGACUGCAAUCACCAAAUCAAUGCAACAUGUUCUAAGGGUGACUGGGUUUUAUCAUUCUUGAUUUGCUUCCUUCUGUUUCUUUAGUUAAUUGGAGUGAAGACUGGACGCUAUCAUGGUACCUUUAAAGUGGAUUUUAUGAUAUCGACAUCGGUAUACCUUUUGUUUUGUUUUGUUAGGGAACUUUCAGCCUUACGGUGACAUAUAUUGAAAGUAAUUCUUGUACAGACUUGUGCGGUUUUGAAGCUUAUCUGGGACUGUACGUCCCAAACGUUGCAAUACAAAUAUUUAAUGUGAUUGUUAUUUAAGAUAUUUUUUUUUUUUUAAAUGUCAUUCUAGUCUGUCACUUACACUGGUUAUUCACCAAAGGGUAAAAUGUACCCAUUGCUUGCAGUUUGCAUGUGUUUUACAGCAUUUCUGCAGACGAUCAGCAAUACUUUGCAUUCUCAUCAAUCAGCAUAGGCAUUGAGAAUAACGUGCUAUUGCCUUGAGUUUAGUAGGGACAAUGAAUGCAAUAACAACAAAAUGUAGUUUAGAUUCUGUGUAUAUUUUAUUUUUGUAAGACCACUAGUCCCUCUUCACCUGUCACCAAAUCAUAGCAAUUAGUCAACAUAUUCUAGUAAAUACCCUCAGUGCCUUCAUUACACAAGAGGCACUGGUCGUCACUAUCUGUAAUUCCCAGUAGAUGGGGCUGUUUUGUGUCAUAUGUCAAGCAUGCUCCCAAACUACUAAUGUAAAAUCAUCAGGCUGCCAAAUCAUCCCUUUAGAAUGUCAGUUUUAGUACCAAACAGAAAUAAAUGGAUGUGUAUUUAUUUUCAUAAAUGCUUCUAAAGAUUUAGCCUUUGAAGACCAGGCUUUGUACUCUUUUGAAGUUUACCAGAAUACCAUUGAGUAGUAUUUACAUCUGUGGUAUUUUGUAACGAGUCUGAGUAUGUCGAUUUGUACAAAACAUUUCCGUUACCAUAACAUCUACAGUGUUUAGAAUUGCCAUUAAAGUAAACUCAGUAGGGGAGAAAAAGAAACAAGAAGGGGAGAUAACAAUAUCAUAGCAUAAACAACGCAGGAGAGAAAUCUGUGGCAUGGCCAGAUUGUUCUAAAUGUGCACCGAAUAGUGAACAUUUGUAAAGGGCUGUCAAUAUUCAAACUAUUGUACAGGAUGUUAAAUUCAUAGUUAUCUCUUUAUUAAGAAUGCUCAGACCCUGGGGUUUUCCAGAUAAUGGAUCUUUCCGUAAUUUGGAUCUCCAUACCUUAAGUCUACUAGCAAAUCAUGUAAACAAUAAAUAAACCCAUUAGGCUGGGUUUGCAAUAAGGAUUAAUUAUAUCUUAGUUUGAAUCAAGGACAAGGUACUGUUUUAUUAUUAAUAGUUUGAAUCAAGGACAAGGUAUUAUUACAGAGAAUAAGGAAAUCAUUUUUAAAAAUUUUAGAUUGUUUAGAUAAAAUUGAGUCAAUAGGCGACAGCCUUUUCGAAAUUCGGAGGUUUCUGGAUAAUGAGUUUCUGGAUAACCAAUCCCAUACCUGUAGCGAGUAGUGUGAAAUACACCUCAAAACAUACCAAAUGCCUUGCAAUAUUCAGUUCCAAGCAUCAGUACAGAGAUAAAGAUAAAUAUCAGUCCUCUUUUGUAUUGGGUAAAAACUGAGCUACAACUAGACUGAUUAAAACUAUCAACAUGGUCUAGGGUUGCCACCUGUCCGGUUUUGACCCGGACAGCCCGGUAUUUUGAGGGGCUGCCCGGUUUUCCAAAUAAGGUUUCCCUUGAUUGACACGGCGAUCAGCCAAUCGCUGAUCGUGCGUCAUAGCCCCGCACACUGAUGGCACGGGUCCUCCCACUGACGUCAGACACGCCUACUGACGUCACGGACCCCCCCGUCCGGUCUCAGCCAGACAUAAAGGUGGCAACCCUAACAUGGUCCUCCCAAAAAAUGAACCGGUUUCAAACAAUACAUACUGGCUUAUCUUCAGUAAAGGGAUCAAGCACUUGACAAGCAUAGAGCCUAAGCAAAAAUCACAUCAGCACUAACGAUGUGAUUAUAACAAAUGCAUCCACUACAGUGCAAUAUAUAGAUGUACCCCAGUACUCUCUAUGCUCUGCCAGUUGGUCUCACUGGAACUAAAUUAACAUUUGAUGAAAGAGGCCUAACUGUGCAUUAUUUUCAUUGCACAUCAAUUUUGAAUCCUUAGUGUUGCACAUAUAGACUAUUGCCGUUUACUGGUCGGCAUUUCCACUGGAAGCCAUGUGUAUUCCAUUUCUUGCUUACUGUGAUUAGCUUUAUACAGCAUGAAAUGGAUUAUAUCAACAACUUUAUUUAUAACAUCCUGUUCGAGGUAAAAAAAAACAUGUCUAAUGUUACAGAGCAACUCCUUUCUAAGAUGGUCCUCUUAUAACGUUUGCAACAUUUCUUCUGAUAUCUGCUCAAGAAGCACUUGCACCUUCAUAUAACAUAUUCUAUGCCUCCAAAUCCUCUUAUAAAAAUAUCACCCUAAUUGGUAUCUGCCAGUAUAAAGAAGCAUGAAACAGACCCUUGUGGAUAUACCUUAGCCAAGCAUAUUUACUGUAUAAUAUACAAGCAUCAUGAAGAAAUAAUGUGAUUAUUAAAUAGCUUCUUGUGUACUUACCAGAGCAAAACCAGAAAUACAUAAACUGCCUUGCAAAUAUAUUCAGGGCCUUAACUGAUCUUUUAUUUCAUGGAAAUUUGUUCCACAAAAACACUUGAACGAUAGAAAGCUGUAUUAUGUUGUUUGCGUAAGAAUCAAGAAAGACCCACCUUUUACUGCAACGCCAAACCUCUUACGGUGUAAGUACCAGCUUUCCAUUUAUGGGUGAAUUGGCCCAUACUCCCAGGCUUACAAGUCAGAUGACAUUUGUGCACCUCGAUUUUCAAUUAAGAAUACAACUCAAUACAAAAAUUUCACAUUAAAGGGUUAUUUCACCAGAGGGCACUAAAUGGUUGGCAUCCCCAGUGAUUAUAAUCACUUACCUGAUGUCCCAGGCUGGUGCUCCUGUUAAAAGAACACUGCCCUGUCCUGGGGUUCUUCUUAGUGAGCAGAGAAGUCCUGUUCCAGCUUCCUCCUGUUUUUUGUGGGUGCGCUGUAGAGUGAAAAUCUGAUCUUUAACAAAAAAAGCCAACACUUUCACUCUGCUGUGCCCGCAUCAGCCCCGGGCAUUGGAGAAAGAUUAGACAAAAGAAUAGGAUUGCUCUGUGGUGCUCGCUGAGGAGAACUCUGGGCCAAGGUAUUAAGAAAGUGAUUAUAAUCCCUGGGGGGGGGUCUUAACAUUUGGCACUGAUGAACCUUUUCUUUCUUCUUUAAAAACAAAUAUUAAUAUUAUUUAAUUAUACAGUUAACAUCUUUGAUUUGUUGUUCAGUACAAUAAAAGUUUUGGGCUACAGCCUGAAUCCUUUUCCAAGGCCAUGUUGGGGGAUUCACAUGUAAUAUCCCCUAGACCUCUAUUACAUUGCAUUUUAGGACCUGUUUGAAGGUGGCUUUUUUGUGCAAUCAUAAUAACUUUCUCAGUGAAAAGUUUUGCUGCGUACUAGCACUAUAUAUAUCUAUAAAAGUCUUUAUGGAUUGCUCCAUACUUUGCACAAAGGAAAAUAAUUGUUUGUGUUGCCAACAUUUGUUACAUCCCCCCAUGAAUGUUCACAGAACGCUCUGUAUAUUCCUUAAAAGUUUUCCCAUCAUAGGAAACAUAUUAUUCUAUGCCAACAAUGCAUUCAAUAGUCUGAACUGCAAAACUGCUCCUGUAUUUUAUUUUGUACACCAACAUUUGACAGAUUAUACAUGCCUUUCUAGUAGCUAUUGUAUAUACAGUACAUUUGGGCUUGAUUACAAAAAUACUGGCUGACGAGACUGAGAUGGCUUAUGGGUUAAGCUGGAAUGUAGAGAACCUCUUACAAAGUAAUGAGCUGUGAGCCUGCCUUGCGUUAUUGCUCUUCUCUUUCAGUGAAAGGCCUGGGUAACUCCAUUUGGUCAUUUAAAAUGUUAUUUCCCACUCUAUUACUGUUUGUGUUUAUACUGCUGAUACAAUUUUGAGUUGGAGUCUAUUGCCUUGUAAAAUAAAAAUUGUCUAUUUAAUA